Messenger RNA from Astrephomene gubernaculifera, 1950 nucleotides. The record is from the annotation of a GenBank genome assembly. NCBI's taxonomy places the organism in Eukaryota, Viridiplantae, Chlorophyta, Chlorophyceae, Chlamydomonadales, Astrephomenaceae.
CUUAAGUUGACACUUAUGUAGCUAGGCGCAACACUUGGUCCUAUUGUUACCGACAAUGCGAAUUCCGGCGCCCUUUCGAGCAUGCUUUGGCUCUACGGCACAAGAACCCAACGCUGCUAAAAACACUAGAGCCAUAAGCGAUAGUAAGCUGUUCAGACCUGAUUAUAUGCCAGAGCCCUCUCGAAAUGGUGUGAAUGAGUCAGACGUGCGCCAAGAGCGUUUCCCAGCUGAAGCAAUGGCGACAACGAGCAUUGCAGAUUCUAGUUUGUUUAGGGGUGCUCCAUCCAGAACCAAGUCUGGCCUAAACGCGUAUCGCGUUUCUAUCCAGAGAGAUAACGUCAGGCCUUGCGACGCGCUGAACAUUCUGGAAGGCCUACGUUUAACUCAAAAGGAGCUAGGGCGUGGCACUUAUGGCAUUGUAGUCCCAGGUCACUACCGUGGCUUGCCCUGCGCGGUCAAGGUGAUGCUGUCGAAGGGUUUGGACCGAGCAGCCCUGCGAGAGCUGCUACUGGCGCCCAGCUUGGUGCACCCUAACAUUGUAUCGGCCUUUACCAGUCGCUGUGCAAUUCUCACGGACGAAUUUUUCGACUAUCUGGAGGGGGAAAGGCAAGAGGAGCCCGACGCCACUCGGCCACGGGUGAUUGGACCCGUUCCCAUCCUCUCAGGCGACGGCUUCGGCGACCCGGCCGGUGCGGACGACGGCGGAGUGGACCCUCUGCUGGUGCUGCACCAGAUCCUGUUUGAGCUGAGGGCCAAGAUCGGUCAGAUGGUGGUGGUGGUGGUCCAGGAGUAUUGCGACAAGGCCACCCUGGGGGGGGCUCUGGAGCGGGGGCUCUUUACCCCGGGGCACGUGUGGCAGGAGCGGGUGGCGGUGCGGGCGCUGCUGCGGACCGCUGCGGAGGUGGCGCGGGGGCUGCUGCACCUGCAUGAUGCGGGGGUGGUGCAUGGGGACAUCAAGCCCGCCAACCUGCUCCUCAGCAGCUCCCGCAAGGACCGCCGGGGCUUCACUGCCAAGGUUGCCGACUUUGGCUUGUCCCACGUGCUACCCCAGGCGGCCAGCAGCGUGCUCACGGACACGUGGGGCUCAGUGGCUUACAUGGCACCGGAGAGCUUCACGGGCACGGUGAGCCGCGCAGCCGACGUGUGGUCGUACGGCGUGUGUUUGUGGCAGAUGCUGACCAGCAGGCGACCCUACGCGGACAUGCGGCAGGCCGCGGUGGUCAUGGGUGUGUCCGAGGGCUCCCUGCAGCUGCCCUGGCCGCCCGCCACCGCCCUCACCUCGGGCCUCAUCGCGCUGGGCCGCCGCUGCCUCAGCCACGACCCCGCCGCCCGCCCCCCGCUGGCGGAGGUGGUGGAGGAGCUGGUGAGGGUGGAGCAGCGGAUACGGCAGGAGGCGAUUAGCGGGAAGCAACAGGGGGAGGAGGGGGAGCAGGGGGAGGGGCAGAAGGAGGGGCAGGAGGGGGGUAUUGUACGGCAGAGGAUGUCCCGGGAACAGCUGGGGCAGCAGACACGGCAGCAGCAGCAGCAACAAGAACAGCAGCAGCAGCAACCGGCGAGGGAGCAGCAGGAGGAAGAGCAGGCGGAGCAGCCCCCCGCGCCCCACCACCAGCAGCAGGAGCAGCAGCUGCUGCCAUCAGAGUAUUUGUUGCGGCUGCAGAUGCCUGCGGGCGGAGGGGCGGUGCGGGUGAUUAGGCAUGUGGCUGGGGAGGGCGGCAGAAACGUGAAGGAGGGGGAGGAGGCGGGGGUGCAUCAACCUAAGGCGGCCUCAGCAGGGGAGGGAGCCCCGGGUGCUGCUGGGGAGGAAGCAGACGCAGCCGAAGAAGAAGAUGCAGUGGAGGGCGACUGUGACACGGCGCACCUCUCAUCAGUCGGUCUGGCAGCCAGCAGCAAGGGGCCGCUCGGCAGCAGGGGGGGUGUGCCGGUCAGGAGCAGGAGGAGCAGGAGGAGGAG